Molecule: messenger RNA, 8897 nt
Organism: Mus caroli (Ryukyu mouse)
Lineage: Eukaryota; Metazoa; Chordata; Mammalia; Rodentia; Muridae
Gene: Heg1
Product: heart development protein with EGF like domains 1
Biological process (GO): heart development
Molecular function (GO): calcium ion binding
Source: RefSeq, a predicted model, not a curated record
AGCGCGCUCGCACCCUGCUCCGCUCGCCGCCGCCCUCGGCCCGGCGCCCGGCAUGUGAGCGCGGGCGGCCGCCGCCACCAUGGCCACGCCGCGCGCCCCGCGGUGGCCGCCACCGUCGCUGCUGUUGCUGCUGCUGCUACCGCUGCUGCUGCUGCCGCCCGCCGCCCCCGGGGCGCGGGGCUCCCUUCCCUCCCCGGCCCAUCGUACACUCCUCCCGGUCGCGGGACCGCUUUCGCCGCCUGGCGCCGGACAUACGGCCCCCGGACCGGUCGUCACGACCCGGCGGGGACGUUCCGGCCGUGUCCCCAGAGGCGUGAGCGCGGCCUUGGAGAGCCUUCCUGAGUCACCCAGCAGUUCCAGGUCACAAAGAAGAAUCACAUCUUCUCAAACAGAGAGUGGGACAUCCCUAGGCUUCCUGGAGAGGACGAGGGAGCUCCCAGAAGAAGGGACUGUGCACACGCAAGUGGCUGGCACCUGGGCUUCCCGCCAAGCCUCCCAUCCUGCUCUGGAACCUGGGGAGUCAACUGUGCUCUCCCAGAAGAGAAAUUCAUCCAGCCAGGAACACUCAGGGCCACCAUUCUCCUGGACUCAGAGUCACCCUCCUCCCUCAGACCACCCAUCAUCUUCUGGAAGUAUGAAGAGUGGUAAUCAUUUCACCGCUCUCCAAAACCCAUCAGUCACCCAGACAAAGAGCAUCCUUAUCACUGACACAUACACUAAUGGCGUCCCAAGAACUCUGCGGUCUCUGCCCGUCGGUGUGGACCCUGCAAAGGAGACAGAGGGUUUCCCUGAGCACUCCAGACUUGGUAUAACUUCAGUGUCAGUCCACUCUUCACUCUCUGUGAAGGACUCAAGGACAAACAGUGGACUAACUGAGCAUCUGGGAGAUGGAGAAGGCACUGAGCUGUCUACAGAAAAUGGAUAUGGACUUCCAUCUAUGCACUGGCAAAGUGAUGUCCCCCCCUUCGGAAGACAUCAGCUUGCCAGCAGCUCAGAAGCGGACGAUGGAAGGGCCAUGCCUCUGACUGAGACUGUGUUUAGAUCAGCCCCCUCCAUUGGUGGUGGAGAGAGCACCGGACGAUGGGUCCUCACCAAGAAGAAAACAUCCACAGAUGCGGCAGAAAGCUCAGCUUUGCAUCCAGAAGCUGGGGGCGCUGGGGGCCUGACUCAGUCCUCACACGCUGCACAACAGCCCCGAGGUGGUGGCGACGACUCAGGGAUGGGUGGGAGGAGUUAUACAGAGUCUUCAUCUUCUUCAUCUACAUCUUCUUCCGAAAGUCUGGAUUCCUCAGCACCUCUCAGAGAGCAUUCAUCUCUGGAAGAUGGUGCAAUGCUGAGUGACAGCUCCGAUCUGGCAGACAGCACUUUGGGGGCUCGCACACCUCACACGUCUGCAAUGUCCACCCGGAGCGGGGAGCGCACGCUGCGGUCCCUUGACCUCUCGAGUGCAGCGACCCGCCCUGCGCGCCCCACUCCACGCGGGAACGUGACAGAGCAUGCUGGCCUGCUGUCCGGGACACCAACUCUCGGAGUCACCGGACUUAGCUACACUCAAGAACAUGGCUCAGACGCUGGACAGAGGACUUCCAGUGACCACACAGACCACGCCUAUGUUCCGUCUACUUUCACCAAAGGAGAACGGACGCUACUGUCUAUUACAGAUAACACCUCCUACUCAGAGGCCAGCGAGAGCUCAACCUCUUCCGUUAAGAUCUCAGACGCUCCUUCUCAGGCUCAGCCUAAACAGAGUAGCAUGUCCUCCGACGAUGAUGAGCCUGCUCAGUCUUCCACAGAGCCACCAGUUCUGCAUACGUCCAACCUGCCAACCUACAUGUCCACUGUUAAUAUGCCAAACACCUUGGUUCUUGAUACCAGUACCAAACCUGUUGAGGACCCAUCCUAUUCAGGGGUGCCUUCCACUCAACCCUCACCGUCACAACCCCAGCCAUUCUCAUCAGCCUUACCAUCAACCGGGUCUCCUGGGUCUACCUCUGAGACAACCACAUCCUCACCAUCACCUUCACCCGUCUCCUUACUGGUGUCAACUCUUGCCCCAUAUUCUGUCUCACAAACAACCUUCCCACAUCCAUCUUCUACCCUAGUCGCUCACAGGCCAAGGGAGCCACGUGUGACUUCUGUCCAAAUGUCGACGGCGAUAUCAGCCAUUGCAUUGAUCCCCAGCAAUCAAACAGCAAACCCCAAGAACCAGAGUACCCCACAACAAGAGAAACCCAUCACAGAAGCUAAGUCACCAAGCUUGGUGUCUCCGCCCACAGACUCUACCAAAGCAGUAACAGUGAGCCUUCCUCCAGGGGCCCCUUGGUCCCCAGCCUUAACAGGGUUCUCCACAGAGCCAGCCCUUCCAGCCACAAGCACCAGCUUAGCCCAGAUGUCUCCAGCUUUGACAUCUGCCAUGCCCCAGACGACUCACUCUCCUGUGACCAGUCCCAGUACUCUGUCACAUGUAGAAGCUUUGACUCCAGACGCUGUAGUUGUGCACACUACCCCGAAGAAACCACAUCUCCCAACCAAUCCUGAAAUCCUAGUGCCACACAUCUCAACUGAGGGGGCCAUCACCACAGAAGGGAGCCGGGAACAUACGGAUCCUACCACUCGGCCAAUCCCUCCGACCACUUCAACCACGUCAGCAGGAGAAAGGACCACAGAGCUGGGCCGCGCGGAAGAGUCCAGUCCAUCACAUUUUCUUACACCGUCUUCACCUCAAACCACAGAUGUUUCUACAGCUGAAAUGUUGACUUCCAGAUAUACCACCUUUGCUGCUCAGAGCACCCCACAGUCACCAACAGCCUUGUCACCUCUAACCCCAGUCAACAGCUGUACCGUGAACCCUUGUCUUCAUGAUGGCAAAUGCAUUGUGGACCUCACUGGCCGUGGGUAUCGAUGUGUGUGCCCGCCUGCCUGGCAGGGGGAGAACUGCAGUGUGGAUGUGAACGAAUGUCUCUCCAGCCCCUGUCCUCCCCUAGCCGCGUGCAACAAUACUCAGGGAUCAUUCACCUGCAGAUGCCCAGUCGGGUAUCAGUUGGAGAAAGGAAUAUGCAAUCUGGUUAGAACCUUCGUGACCGAGUUUAAGUUAAAGAAGACUUUUCUCAAUACUACUGCAGAAAACCAUUCCAACACUCAUGAGCUUGAAAACGAGAUCGCUCGAACACUAAACGUGUGUUUUUCAACAUUGCCCGGUUAUAUCCGAACUGCAGCCCAUGUGUCUAGGGAGCCCAGUACAGUGGUCAUCUCACUGCAAACCACCUUUGCCCUGGCCUCCAAUGUGACACUGUUUGACCUGGCAGACAGGAUCCAGAAAUAUGUCAACUCCUGCAGGUCCUCUGCUGAAGUCUGCCAGCUCUUGGGGUCUCAGAGGCGGGUCUUUCGAGCGGGCAGCUUGUGUAAGCGGAAGAGUCCAGAAUGUGACAAAGAGACCUCCAUCUGCACCGACCUGGAUGGCGUCGCGCUCUGUCAGUGCAAGUCUGGCUACUUCCAGUUCAACAAGAUGGAUCACUCUUGCCGAGCAUGUGAAGAUGGAUAUAGGCUUGAAAAUGAAACCUGUAUGAGUUGCCCAUUUGGCCUCGGUGGACUCAACUGUGGAAACCCCUAUCAGCUCGUCACCGUGGUGAUCGCAGCCGCAGGAGGUGGCCUCUUGCUCAUCCUGGGCGUGGCACUCAUUGUUACCUGUUGCAGAAAGAGUAAAAAUGACAUAAGUAAACUCAUCUUCAAAAGUGGGGACUUCCAAAUGUCCCCAUACACCGAUGCCCCCAAGAAUCCUCGCUCGCAAGAGUGGGGCCGAGAAGCCAUUGAAAUGCACGAGAACGGAAGCACCAAAAACCUCCUGCAGAUGACAGACGUGUACUACUCGCCCACAAACGUAAGGAACCCUGAACUUGAACGCAACGGACUGUACCCAGCCUACACUGGACUGCCCGGAUCGAGACACUCUUGCAUCUUCCCGGGACAGUAUAACCCAUCUUUCAUCAGCGACGAGAGCAGGAGGAGAGAUUACUUCUGAGUCGAGGAGACAGAGGGGGCCCCGUGUCUCUGAGCCACUUCCCCGGACAUCUGGCUCAGAGCACUACACCCCAAAAGGGAGCACCAUGCACUAGCUGCUCCUGGGACUCCACUGAGCCACGCUUGAGGGGCGUGGCCACAGUGGAAGGGAAAGACGGAGGCGGAACUGCAGGCCACUCGUUUCAGCACUGUUGUUAACUGUGAACAGGGUCGUGGGCCAGUACCGAGUCUCUGAAUGCCUGACACAACACGUAGAAUGGAAUGCCUUCCAUAACAGACCACUAGGCUACAUUUCCAGGACCCAGUUUCCCUUUAAUUUGCACUUUAAUAGAUUGGGCAGGGACACUUCAUUCUGGACCCGUUUCCAGAGUAUUCCAAAAAGCCUUUCUUUCCGAGAACACGUCCGCAGGCCUGUUUGGCGACUGAUUGGCAGCCAGGAGCUGGCACUUUUGUUUUCCUGCCUGGUGCCUUGUUGGAGGUAAACGGACCACUGUGACGUAGAGGCCUAGCAGGCGCUGCAGUCAGGUGCAUAGUAUUUUAAGGUUUCUAGAUUGUCUGUGCUCAUUUCCAAGCCAAUGCCAUAAAUGAGACCUUGACAUUUGCAAGGCUCAUCACAAAGCUUUUUUAUGUCAAAGUGACACAUUUGCUCACAAUGUAUUAGUUUUACUUUCCCAAGCAAGUAUGAAUGGGGCAAAACAACAUUCCUUUGAAUUUCCUUAGAAGCAUCCAGGUGUCCCUUAGUGUGUCCCAGCAGGGCAAUAUCAGUCAGGUCCUACAUGUGGUGAGGUGUUUUUGACCCAUGGGGGAAUUGCAUGGGGCCUGAGGCUCUAACCAUCAACGUGGAGCCAGAGUCUGCAGGGUGUUGUUGAAAAAGGAGAGGCAGUUGCAGGUGUGUCUGAGCUGGUGUCUCAACUCCGGAGUCAGCUGUAGGCCCCACAAUUGGGCAGAGGAAUGAACCGAGUAAACUGAUACAUUCCCCGAACUCCAGUGCAGAAGUUGGGGGCUCCCCCAAGAAGAAUGGGGAGCUAGGAGGAAGCCACCGGCAAGGAUGCAUGCCUGCCAAUCUUCCAACCCAUAAUGUUGCCCACCAACUCAACAGAAACUUUUAACCACUUAAAACUAUUUAUUCACUGAGGAGAGGACUUACUUACUCUCACCCAGCCAUUGAUGCAUGUGUGUUCUUGGGCAGUGUCCCCUCAAGACUCCCCUAUGACCCGAGUCAGCUUUGGAGAACUAAAGGCUGGCCAGCUAAGGGUCUGAGGGCUUGCUUUGGGGGAAGGAAGUUCUGUGUUUUGCUUAUUGUAUUGUGAGAUCCUGGGCAGUGGGAGGACUAUGUGGUGUUUGGUCCCCUGUGGAACUAUCAGCUUGUGAGAUGUCCUGGGUUUGGAUGAGGUGAAGAGGUCAAAGCCUUAUCCCCACCCAGAUGAUGGGGACUCCACAGCAUAUAUUUCUGGAAAUGGGACAGCUGUUAGAAAUGGUUCUGUAUGUGUUUCUUUGAUGUUCUCUGAUUCCUCUAAAAUUUAUGAAGGCCCCCAUCCUCUUUUAAGUGUAUCUUGUGUCCCAUGGUCUGGUGACAUGUGUCACCGAUGGACUGUCACCACUCACUCUUACCUCCUACAGCAGGACCGUUUAGUCAGGUACAGAGGAUUUUAACCAUGUUACUACAUUCAUAGUACAGAGGAUUCUGUUGCUCUUGGUUGAUGUUAACUUAAAGUUGCAAAGCAUCGCCAUCUAGAAGCCAUGGGUCUUGUUUGUGUCUCUGUGUGGAACCAAUGGUUCCUUGUGUCAUUGUGAGCCCCUGUGCUCUGCUUGCCUGAGCCCAGAUCCCUUUCGAGGUAACCAGGUUCUAGCCCUUCUGGCAGUAUUCCUGCUUGUCCCAGGCCUCAUUGCUGUGGGAAGAGCCAGUGUGGUGGCUGUUCCCAGACACUUCUAAUGUCUUCAGCUGGCAGCACAGCUGGUGAACACCUGUGUAGGGGGGCAGACUCCCAGGUGGUGAGUCAGGAGUACAGGGCCAGGAGCCUCAAGCCCCACAGAAUGAAGUACUCUGUUCCUGGGAAGAAUUCCAACAUCCAGAAAAGUGUCCUGUGAGUUCCAAAAUUGCUUGUUGACUCACAAGUUUGGCCCAAAUAGAACGGAGUGAAAGUGUUCAUUUUGUUCUUUUUUUACUGUGAAAAACACCAGGAGAGCCCCCAAACAAGGGUGCAUUCACACUGGGUCUACCGUUUGUAGGUAGGGGAGAAGCUUGCGGUAGAAAGGCCUCUGCCCGCCAUUGGGAUGAAGGGGAUAUGGCUACUCUCCUACUUGGGGUUACAUCCAGAAGGAGCCCCAAGAGGACACCAGCAACCCAUGAGCAGAACAGACAGGCUGAGCCCACACCUGGACAUGCAGAGUCUUUGCUAGACAGAAGUGCUCAGAAUGGAUAAUUUGUGUGCAUAAAAGUGUCACAGUCCUGAAUUGGGCUCCCAUGACAAGGGAAGUAGGCAGAAGGGAAAAGCUACACUGCCUAGGAGAUGAUAGAAUGGAGAAGAUCCAGGCCAGGUAGAACUUGUUUAUCCUGGGGGCAUCAGGAACAGGGCUAAGAAAGGGAGGGUCUUCCUAGAUCCAGCCUGAGCUCUCUAAAACUCCAAGGUUUUUGGGUUUUGUUGUUAUUUGUUGUUUUCUUUUUUCACUUCAUGAGCCAGCUCAUGACUACUGGGGCCUAUUUCUUAGGAGGAUAAAUAGCAUCAUGUGUUCCCACCAUGGUCCUGGCUCUAUGCAUGUAAGGUAGGUAUCUGGCCUUACAGCAUGUGGGUUAGCCAGUGCUGAGCACUCAGAGAAGAGGCGUGGGAAUGUAGCUUCGGUGGCAGACUGCCUGCUUAGCAUGUAUAACACCCUGGGGUUUAUCCUUGGAACCACAUAAGCAGGGCAGAGUGGGACACUCUUGGAACCCCAGCCCUCAGAAGGUAGAGGCAGGAGGAUCAGGAGUUCAAGGCCUUCCUGAAGAACAGGACAACCUCUCUUUAAAAAAGGGAAAUACUGGCAGGUUUGUGGUUGGCAAGAGGCAUAUUGGUACGUGGCUUGGGCCCUCAGAAGUGAAAGGGGGUGGUCUAGGUGGGUUUUUGACAUGCACAGCCAGGCUGAGGCAACCGUGAGGGCUGCCUGCCUUAUUCUCAGACUCCCACCUAGUAGAAGUGUGAACCUAUGUGGGCUGGGGGCGGAGUUGAGUGUCUGAGGUGCUGAGUGAUCUUAACUAGGGAGGUUGCUUCUAGAAGUGUCUAAGUCAUGUUGAACCAGAACUACUGUACAGUUAGAGCAGUCAAGCUGCCUGGUGGUAUUUGAGGUCAAAGACUGAGAGCUGACUAUUAGACUAUUGUGGUCUAAAAGAGGAAGUCAUAAAAGACGGCCCGUAGAGGAGAGCAGUGUUGUUGGAAAGAGACUGGAGGAAAGUCUUCCAAGAUGCUGUCUAUUCAGGUGUGAAGUUCCAGAGUGGGCAGGUUAGCAUCACUAACGUGUGUAGCCUUUGGGUGCUUCCUUAAGCCACUUUGCCUAGUAGUGACCUGUGUGGGUCUCUAUAACUGUGGGGCUUUGCCCAAAGCAGUAAAGCUGUACAGCCAAGUUGCCUUUGGCUUAGUGUUUCAUAACACACUCAAAACUAGGGGCUUUACCCGUAUUUCUAAAUUUAUGUUGAUUUUUCUUUUGAGACCAAAGCAAUUCUUUGGGUAGAAGGACAAUACAAGGUUUUGCAUUUUGAUAUUUUAUUUAAAACAGUCCAUUACAGCAGAUAGAAAUAUUUAUUUAUCUGAAAGCUCUUUUUCUUCUUCUGUUUCUAUGGGAGGGUAGAGUCAGGAGUGGACCCCAGGGCCUUGCACAUACCAGACAAGUGCCGCCCCGUGGAUCUGCACACCCCGCAGCCCUCUCAUAUCUUCUUGACAGUAUCAGUCCAAGGUUCUAGUCUUGUUCCAGCAUGUUUGGUUACGGAAAUGGUUCUGUAGUUUGCCUUUAGGAAUGUCUCUUCUCUUCUCUUCUCUUCUCUUCUCUUCUCUUCUCUUCUCUUCUCUUCUCUUCUCUUCUCUUCUUUUUUCUCAAAUCCCCAAAGGGGAAAACACAAUAGGAACAUUGAAGUUAAAAUAAUCACUUUAAACUCUUUUUAAAAUAACUGGUUAAUAUAAUAGGGAUAUUAAAGUAUUAAAUGUCAAUCAAUUCAUUGUACUUCAGUGUCUCCACAAGGUCACAUCCCUUUAUGUCUGUUGCAAACUUUAGCCUGCACAGUAGCCUGUGAAACCAAAGGGGAAGCAUUUAGGUCUGAAAGGAGGCAGGUCCUGGCCUGCCUCUGUCACAUGGGCAUCUUCAAAGAAAACAUUUCCAGUGGGGCUGCCUGGUAGAUUCUGCUAUAAUUUUAAAUGAUGGGCUCAAUGUUCUUGUUCUGAAUUGUUGAGGAAUGUGUGUUCCUCAACAGGGUAAAAAAUAGUGAUGGGACGGAGCCAGUUUGUCAGGGGAACUGAACCGACUCCCUUAACUUUGGGCAUUACCUAGGCCUGCUCUACAGAGAAAAGGACAGUUCGCCAUGAGUUGCUGUGACGUAUGUGUGUUGCUGGUGUUACAGGUAAAUGGGGAUGAGGCUGCAGUACAAACUCCGUUCUGUUUGUCCUGGAUCUUGUUCUGUAUACCUUUAAUGCUGACACCCAGGUUGACUGUGUGAGACCCAUCAUGAGAAUGUUAUUUAAAGUUGUAUUAUAAUGUCACCUCCAAUAAUUAUUCAGUACUGUAGUAGCAAUGUGUUAUUUGUAAGAAUUUGGUUAUUUUUAUACUUAUAUCCACCCUAAGUCUGGCGUUCUAGUCAGCAAACAAUGAUGCAAUAAAAUUAGUAAGACUCCCAUUGGCUUUCUCUUACAACAAGCAAA